UGAGACGAAAUUCUUAAUCCAAUUCCAAACCUUGUGCUUUGAGAAAGUGCCUCUAUUCGCAUUUUACCGGUUGAAUAUGUGAUAAUUUUUUGGAAAUUUAUUAAUCAUAUUUUCAUGUGAGGAUAACCACAUGUAAAGGGAUUACCACUUUUAGACAGCUCAUGACAAUGUCUUAUACAAUCUGAACGAAGAAACACGUGCACAGCGAUGGCGACCAAAAAGAGAGAUAGAAACAUUAACUUUGCGGAGGUGAAAGUCAGGGACAGGACCAUGCGCCGACCCUCGGAGCUACUGGACCCCACCCCUCUCGAGAAAACCGCCUCCAAGCGGCGCCGGAAGUCCACUUUUGCAGCGCUCGUUCAUAUUCGAUGGCAGCUUCUCCGAGACUACGUCAGAUCCGGGAGAUUUCGUGAACUUAUCCAGGACUCGGAUUAUGAUAUGAUGGAUCGCGGCGAAGACGCUGAUAUGAUUGUGUUCAAAAUGGGAGAACGCGAAAAAACAUUCUUUCAGAAGCUUGGUAUGGACACUGGAAUUAAGAAAGUUUCGUUCCGUGAAGUGGCUGAAAAGAUAAUGGCGCGGAAACUAAAUUCUGAGGGAUUCGAGGAUCCCAGGGAAAGGUUUUUCCUAGAUCAGUAUAAAAAAAGAAAAGAAGAAAGGCGAAUAGCUGAAGAAAAGGCAAAAGCCGAGAAGAAAGAGAAAGACAAGGAGAAGUCUCCCAGAAACGAACCGAAGCAGCAGAAUGGGACGAGUCAGUUGGAAACGGUUGCGGAGGAGGGGUUUCCUGCCUUGGAUUUGAAUUCGAAUGAAUUACACGUGCCGGGCAGUACAAGAAAAAGUAGUGUGUUUAAUGAUUCCAGUAGCUACGCUACGACUGAUCGUCGACUAAGCACGCUAACUGAAACAGAUAGAAGCGUCAUCACGGACGUUCUUCAAGAUGACGUCACUAAGGACAUUUUGAAUUCUUGUCAAUCUAGAAGAUCCACUGCUUCCCUACGCAUGCGUCCAAGACGUUUAGAUACAGUCAAUGGAUUCGAUUUUGACGAAGGAGAAGAUAUAGCCAUAGCAGAUCUAAAAUCCCACAAGACACCGCGUAGGAUCAUUACAAAGACGCGUGAAAUGUACAACAUAGCUUGCGUCAUGUGUGGCGUGGUGCCGUUACGUCAGUACGUCAAACAGUGUUCAGGGAGAUACGUCAAUCUAAAUAACGUCAUGAUGAGUGCCCAGUCCAUCAAACCCAUUGCUAUAUCACUAGUGAUGGACGCUCGGGUGGUCGACCUGGAUGUGUCGGAGAACAACAUCGGUCCCCUGGGAACCAUGUACCUGUCCGAGAUGCUGACACGGAACGACUAUAUCGUAGAACUGAAUCUCAACGGCACUUAUCCCGGAAAAGAGGGUCUGCGCGUGCUCAGUGAAUCUCUGACACAGAACAAGUCUUUGGAGAUCCUAAGAUUGGAAUCAAAUAAAAUUCAGCACACUGAAACGCACUUAAUUAACUCUUUAAUACAGAAUGUUCGCAAUCUGAAAGAAUUAUAUUUGGGACAUAAUGCAAUAGGAUACGAGGGAGGAUGUGCACUGGCGAAAUGUCUUGAGGAGAACACUACUCUGAGAGUUUUAGAUUUGCAGUGGAAUCACAUUCGCAAGGAGAGUGCGGCUGCCCUAUGCAAAUGCUUAUCGGCAAACGUUGGUCUACGUACGUUGGAUGUCUCAUGGAACGGACUGGGUAAGGAGGGGUGUAUAGCUCUGGCGACAUCCCUCCCCAAAAACAGCUACCUCAAAUCGCUGUGCAUCACCUCCAACAGAAUAGACAUGUUGUCACUAAGAUUUCUUCUCCAUGGCCUGGUCCGGAACAAAACUCUUCAGUCAUUGGAGAUGGGACAAAAUCCCAUUACCACAGAGGGCGCUAAAGCGGUAGUGCGAGCUGUUCAAUCUGCAAAAGACACCUCCCUCAUCAGAGUCUGCCUUGACGGAAUUUCUGUAGACGAGCAGUUUAUGAUGUUCAUGAAAGAACUGUUCGACAAGAAAGGAGUCAGGGUAACUCACGGAGAUUUACUGAGUAUGGCAAACUCAACGGAGCAGAAAGAGCAUGACCCCCAUGAUCUAAACCGGUUUGAUCCAGUUAUGGUGCUAGUCGAGUACAUGCGCAUCGACAAUCUUAGACUAAUCGACUUCUUCCAGUAUCUAGAUACAAACUCUCGCGAGAGGUUGAGCAAAAGCGACUUCAGAGAAGGAGUGGCGAAUUUGUGCUUGCCGUUAACAGAACAUCACCUUGACUUAGUUAUGGAAAAAGUUGACCUAAAAAGGGAUGGUUACGUAGAUUUAGAAGAGUUCAUGACAGUGCAUCGCGAGGUUUCCCGACAGAUCACACAGAGAACGACAAAGGCUCGUUCUAAGCGGAAGGAGGACGAAGGACUGGUCAGUUUACGAAAAAUACUCAAAGAAAUCGUGGAAAAACGCAACAAGUCCCACAAAGAGAAGGCAAGAGAAAAAAGUCAGAAGAGAAACUCCGAAGCAAACCUUUUGCAACUUGGCGCAGCCAAACGGCUUUCCGAAUCACCGAGCAAAUUAGAGAAGUCGCCAACUCAGCAACGAAGAAGGUCCAUCCAAAUGAACUCGCCGUUACCAUCAUCUAAACAAAUACGAUCAUGAAAAAAGUCAUACUAUUACAUGUACUUAUUUUAUAAAAUUUUGGUCAUUUUUCAAGUGAUGCAAACAGACAUACAUUGUGUUGCAGAUUUUGGGGGGAAACGUGAAGACAUUGUUUCUUUUGUUUUUAUUUAUAAUAAAAUCAUAUCUUUUG
Molecule: messenger RNA, 2797 nt
Organism: Magallana angulata
Lineage: Eukaryota; Metazoa; Mollusca; Bivalvia; Ostreida; Ostreidae
Product: leucine-rich repeat-containing protein 74A-like
Exons: 15
Coding region: 208-2646 (812 amino acids)
Molecular function (GO): calcium ion binding; protein binding
Source: RefSeq, a predicted model, not a curated record